GCGGAACCCGCUGGCACUGGGGAAAGCUUCCAACACACAAUCCACAACACAGCUUGGGAACUCAAAAGCUACAGAUCUAGCCACUCAACCCCAAGCAUUUCAGAACCGUGUGCAUUCUCACAGCACAAGCAAGGAAAGGGGGAAAAGAGCUAGUGCGGAGUACUGAAAGACAGAAUUUAAAAGUGCAACUACCUGCUGGAAAAGCAGCUCUUUUUCUUCGCCAAAGCACUGCCUUUGAUGAGGUAAAAGCAUUUAAUACAGAAGCUCUGGCAGUGUGAAAUUAAGCUGAAGAAAGUCUGGCACUGGAAAACUUCAUCAGAUAACAGGGAGAAAGGUUUAAUUGUAAGAAAUGGAUGCCAAAGGAUUACAAGGAGAUGAUAAACUGAAGAUGCUCAUAAUUUUACUAGCAUAUUUGCUAAGUAGGGUAAUUUGUGAGACUGGAGACUGCAGAGAACAAGAAUUUAGGGAUCAGACUGGAAACUGUAUCCUCUGCAAACAGUGUGGGCCUGGAAUGGAACUCUCAAAGGAAUGCGGCUUUGGAUAUGGGGAGGAUGCACAGUGCAUGACAUGCAGGCCAAACAGAUUCAAGGAAGACUGGGGCUUUCAGAAGUGCAAGCCUUGUCUGGACUGUGCAUUAGUUAACCGGUUUCAGAAGGCCAACUGUUCUGCCACCAGCAAUGCACUAUGUGGAGACUGUUUACCAGGAUUUUAUAGGAAGACUAAGCUUGGAGGGUUUCAAGACAUGGAAUGUGUUCCUUGUGGUGAUCCUCCUCCUCCCUAUGAGCCUCACUGUACCACCAAGGUAAAUCUUGUGAAGAUCCCUUCAACUGCUUCCAGCCCUCGAGACACUGCUCUGGCAGCUGUUAUAUGCAGUGCACUUGCAACAGUGCUCUUAGCUCUCCUCAUUCUUUGCGUUAUCUAUUGUAAGAGGCAGUUUAUGGAGAAGAAACCAAGCUGGUCUCUGAGAUCACAAGACAUUCACUACAAUGGCUCUGAAUUAUCAUGUUUUGAUAGACCACGGCUAAAUGAGUAUGACCACAGAACAUGUUGCCAGUGCCAAAGAAGCACAUCACAGACAUGUGGACCAGUUCACUUGAUUCCAUCACUAUGUUGUGAUGAAACCUGUAGCAUGGGUCACAGCUGUGCUUUCCACUCUCAGACCACACUUAAUGAAAGAGCUUCUGAUUCUGUUGGAGAAAUGAUUCCUGCUUUCCUUGGUUCUCUUUCACACUCUGCCUGUGGAGACAUUCCAGAUGCUUGGCCUCUUAUGCAAAACUCAGCUUGUUGUGACAGCAUUUCUAUCUGUGAAUCAUAUUCAGAACUGGCUGGAGAAUCUGCAAAAUCCUGCAGCCCUGAGACUGAAAAUGCAGCCAGUGUUGAGCUGGAUAAUAACCAGGAAAUAAGUGAAGUACUUAUUUCAGCUAAGUCUCUUGAUGGAAACGUUGCAAAGUCCUUUGAAAUCUCCAAACACAGAACAUGCAGAGAAGUUUCAUCACUUCAGAACUUGGUGACUGCUGAAACCCAGCCAAAGACAAAGUGUAAUGGAACAACAAAUGACUCUACAGACUGAUAAAGAGGAACCCAAGGUUUUUCUCUCAGAACUAAAGCUGAAUCCUUCCCUUAUGCUCCUCUGCUGAUUCUCAUCAAACAUAGUCUGGUCUUCAGUGUUGCAUGCUUUCAAAACCAGCUGGAAAAAAAUGGCAUCACUUCACACCUUCUGAGCAGUUGUAUUGGAGCUGUAAAGUGAAACUUCAAAGAGCAUCCUAGGAGAACCCUCAAAGUGGAUUUAUGACCUUUUACAUCUCUUCUUUUCCCUCAGAUUCUCAAAAUAUCUAGUAAAGCGAUCUUUGUAGUGUAUGUAAAUACAGCAAAAAAUAGAAAUACUUGAGUGUGAUUAGGUGGGUCUCUUAAAUAUGACUACAGAUGUCAGAAGUCGUGGGACAAGAUGUUGCCAGUUAUUCUGUUUGCAGAUUUAUACGUGCAUUAGAAUUCUUUUUUCUGCUGGUUCUAAUUUUAAAUAAUUUUCCUGCUAUUGAAACAUGUAAAAAAUAAACAUUUCUAUUUAUGCAAGGAUCACCUACUGAUAAACUGAAGCUUUUAUUAUAUAUUGCAUUAUAGUCAAUAAGCUAGUGGGGGGAAUUAAAGAAUUAGCAUGUUACAGUUUGUAUGGUUAAAGUCCCCUUCAUCCAAUUAUUACAUUUAUGGGAGGUGACGUUGUUCUGUUAAAUAUAGCAGGAGAUUAGCUUUAAAUUAGUUUUAGUUUAAUGAAGGUCAGAUGUAUAGAUAGGGAUAUUGUGUUUAAUUGGUAGUCAGUAUUGGAAUAUAGCACUUGUUGUUAUAGCAUUUAAUUUUGGAUGUUGAAAUAAGUGUAAUCAAGUCACAUCAAAAUUUCCAAUUAUAGCAGGUGUGCCAUGAAAGUAUUCAUACAGUGAGACUGUUACUAAGAUUUUUUAUUAAUGCAUUAUUUUUAAGGGUCAAGCUUCAUGGUUACCUAAUUCGUUCAUUUAGGAGUCCUUGUUUCAUUUAUGGCACUCUGUCCUUCUCGCUGUAGUAUUUGUCAAUUCAAAUUUUCAAAAUAUAAAACUUAAUUCAUAACUUUUUUUAAAAAAUUACCUCUAAAUUAAAUCGUCAAAGUUAUGUAUAUGCCUAGUAAAUUAUCAACUCUCUGCAGUCAGUGCUGUACUUUUAAGAUUUUUUUUAACAGUGCUUUGUCAUACUACAUCCCAUAAUAUCAUUUUUUUUUGCAGCCAUUUUUUUCCCUAAAAUGGUUUUUGCUUCUGUGGGUAAUCCCAGUAACCUCUACUAAUUCAUUACAUUCAACAGGCUCAAACUUGCCAGUGAUGAACUCUAGCAAUUAUUCCUUUCAAAUACCCGGUGUGCCUUGACAAAAGUAAAGCAAUCAGCAAAACAGAUGCAAAUUUGCAAUAAAUAUUACUCAUCUUUCCACACAUGGUUUGUGUGGCAACGGAGAUGUUGAGACAGUAUUCUUAAUCCAUUAUGGAGAAAGACUUUGGCUUUGAAGCACGCAGUAGAAGAAGGCUGGACCUGCACAGGAAUAGCUAAAGCCAGUACAGGCAGCCAGGGCUGGGAGAUGCUUCAGCUCUUCGCCAGUGCGAUUAUUCAUGUGUGCAAAAGUCACGAAUAACAGUUAUCAAGUGCAAACCAAAGUAAGUGAAGAAGUUAUGUGAUUUUUUUUGUUGUUGUUGUUUGUUUUUUUAAGUAGUGAAUACCAACCAUCAUUUGGUCACUGAUGGAAUAAUAUGCAGUUAUACAGUACAAUUACUCAGCUAAUUACUUUCAAGUAUAUAUUUAAAUACAAGUAGUUUUGAAUAAUUUCUUUGUAGACUUUCAUACAUUAAAGAAAUUACAAAACAUUAUUUCUCACUACAUGUGCAUGAAGAGAUGUGUGCUUCCUUGUAUAUACUUUGUAAAUAAAUAAAAAAAAUCCAACGUGCAUUUCACUAUAUGGCAAAAUAUUUUUAGAACAUACAGAGAUUUAACUUUUCACUAAUAACUGUUCUUUAAAAAGCUAUGUUCAAAAGUUUUGCCAGCAUCUGCCACAGUGUGUUUUCCCAUUGGAAUUUAAACUUUGUAUAAUUGUUUUUGUCCAGCAACUCUAGAGAAAGAUACUCAUUUUUUUUUUAAUGAGUGACAGAUAGCCUGAGAGCAAAUUGGGAGGAAGAAAUUAAGAGAGUGCUUUUUAAAUACAUGUGUAUAUUAUGUAUAUACUUUUUUCCUUAAUUUAACCAAAUUGGUCUUUUGUAUAUUGCCUGUGGCAAGCAAUGUUGUACAUGCCAAUAGAAAACAUACACUGUCACUGCAUUCAGACUGCCCACAUAUCAUGUCUAGGGACUUAAAGUGCUGUUUAAUACUCUUUUAACAAAUGUAAAUUAUAAUCCUGUAUAAACUGUUUUGUAAUACUUUUUCUACUUGUGAAUAAAAUGUUACAUGAACCAGUCUUGGUGUG
Messenger RNA from Empidonax traillii (willow flycatcher), 3967 nucleotides. It is a transcript of the gene TNFRSF19, whose product is annotated as TNF receptor superfamily member 19. The coding region runs from base 350 to 1570 and encodes 406 amino acids. NCBI's taxonomy places the organism in Eukaryota, Metazoa, Chordata, Aves, Passeriformes, Tyrannidae. Gene Ontology annotation, cellular component: plasma membrane. Gene Ontology annotation, molecular function: protein binding; signaling receptor activity. The record is from RefSeq and is a predicted model, not a curated record. The transcript is spliced from 11 exons. Gene Ontology annotation, biological process: positive regulation of canonical NF-kappaB signal transduction; positive regulation of JNK cascade.